Messenger RNA from Fonsecaea erecta, 2115 nucleotides. RefSeq lists its product as hypothetical. The coding region runs from base 1 to 2115 and encodes 704 amino acids. Gene Ontology annotation, biological process: lipid metabolic process. The record is from RefSeq and is a predicted model, not a curated record. NCBI's taxonomy places the organism in Eukaryota, Fungi, Ascomycota, Eurotiomycetes, Chaetothyriales, Herpotrichiellaceae. Gene Ontology annotation, molecular function: triacylglycerol lipase activity. The transcript has 2 exons.
AUGACGCCCAACCCGAAGAAGACGGGUGCCGUUGCAUCAACGCCGACGUCUGCUGGCACCUAUGAUCCCCACGAAUUGCCGGAUUACGACACCGAUUUUAUUCGACGCGAAGACCUGGAGAGUUUUGCAGAAGCCCUGACCGCCCCCACCACCGAGCCCGUGACGGCUUUGAACGAUUGGGGUCCAGUGCGGCAGCGUGUGAAAAGAAGUCGAGUCCGACGGAAAGCAGCACCGCGAUCCAAGGAUGAAACCCUGUUUCUCUUCAUCAUUUACAAUCUGACCCGACUCUACAUCUACGCCUACGAGCACGUGUUUUCAUGGACUGGGGAACGCGAGAGGUUGCGCAGACAACUCCAUCGAGCAACCAGUUACGACGAAUGGCAGGAAGCCGCCCGCCGUCUUGACCAGUAUCUUGGCAACGAGGAGUGGAAACGCUCCGACCCAUACUCGUAUUACAACCACCAGACGGUGAGAAAGGUCACCUCCCAGUUGGUUGAGCUCCAUCAGAGGGCCAUAGCCGAGUCGGAAAGACUUCAUGGCGGCAAUGGCAGUCUCAUGGCUCUGGAUGAGUUGAAGUCAUUACUCGAAAGCUGCGUCAAGAAUAAUUUCGUGGGAGUGGAGAAUCCACAUCUGUACAGUGAGACAUAUAUUGGUACCAAGGACCUGGUCCAGAACUUCGUCGAUCAAGUUGAGCAAAGCCUUCAAUUCGUUCUCCGGAAUAGACACAUGACCGAUACAGAAAAGGUAUCCUUCUUCCGGCAUCUUGAGCUGAACUAUGGGCGCACGGCACUUUGCCUUUCCGGGGGUGCGACCUUUGCUUAUUACCAUUUCGGGGUCAUCAAAGCGCUCCUCGAUGCUGAUCAGCUUCCAGAGAUCAUCACCGGUACAUCUGGCGGCGCUCUGGUUGCGGCAUUGGUAGCCACCAGAACGGACGACGAAUUAAAAAAACUCCUGGUACCGGCAUUGGCGUAUCGGAUCAGAGCUUGUCAUGAAGGAUUUACCACGUGGAUGCGCAGAUGGUGGCGUACAGGGGCGAGAUUCGACUCUUUAGACUGGGCAAUGCAGUGCAGCUGGUUUUGCCGGGGCUCGUUGACUUUUCGAGAAGCGUACCAGAGGACUGGGCGCAUCCUCAACGUGUCAUGUGUCCCCUCCGAUCCUCACUCCCCGACAAUCUUGAACAACCACAUCACGAGCCCCGACUGCGUCAUAUGGUCCGCGGUGCUUGCGUCUGCGGCUGUUCCUGGAAUCCUCAAUCCGAUCGUGCUCAUGCGAAAGACGAAUGACGGAAAGCUUGUCCCCUACUCGUUUGGCAACAAAUGGAAAGAUGGAAGUUUGCGCACAGAUAUUCCCUUGAAAGCGCUCAAUAUCCACUUCAACGUCAAUUUCUCGAUUGUUUCUCAGGUCAACCCGCACAUCAAUUUGUUCUUCUUCUCACCUCGGGGCUCGCCAGGUCGGCCAGUGACCCACCGCAAAGGUCGAGGCUGGCGUGGAGGAUUCCUUGGCUCGACCAUUGAGACCUCAGUCAAGCUCGAUCUGCAAAAAUACCUGAAGAUUUUACGGCACCUUGAAUUACUGCCUCGACCGAUGGGCCAGGACUGGAGUGAGAUUUGGCUACAACGAUUCUCCGGCACGGUGACCAUCUGGCCCAAGACCAUCGCCAGUGACUUUUGGAACAUCCUCAGCGACCCUAGCCCCCAACGGCUUGAUCGAAUGCUCAUCGUUGGUCAACGUAGCUGCUGGCCCAAGAUUCGCUUUAUCUCCAACCGCUUGAAGGUUGAACGAGUCAUCUUGGAGGGCUUGCGGGUGGGAGGACCGAUCGAUGAUGGUGCACGUGUUCCAAACCCUAUUCUCGAGCAGCAGGCACAGGAGGCUCUCCUCCGCGCCAGGAGACGACCCGCCACCGAUGAUAAUACGUCGUCCACGGAAGACAAUCAUCUCAAAGCCACCGUUUCCCCAGGACGCAGGCAAAGCAGUAUGCUCGAGGAACUUACACGACAGGCUUCCGUGCUCUGGCAUGACGACGGCGUCACGGAAGGAGAGGAUGAUGCUGUCACGACUGAUGACGCUGAGGGCGAAGAUGGCGUGGUGCAGCCCCCUGCCGAAAUGACACGAUGA